AUGCCUCUCAAACUGGACAUCAAGCGUCGCCUGACGUCGCGCUCGGAUCGCGUCAAGUGCGUCGAUCUCCAUCCAGCCGAGCCGUGGAUGUUGUGCGCCCUAUACAAUGGCCACGUACACAUCAUGAACUAUGAAAACCAGCAAAUGGUUAAGGAUUUCGAGGUGUGCGAUGUCCCGGUACGCUCCGCCCGUUUCGUGGCACGCAAGAACUGGAUCAUAACCGGAUCGGAUGAUAUGCAAAUCCGUAUUUUCAACUACAACACUCUGGAGAAGGUGCACUCGUAUGAGGCGCACUCGGAUUACCUGCGCUGCAUUGCCGUGCAUCCCACGCAGCCGCUCGUGCUGACCAGUAGCGACGACAUGCUCAUCAAAUUAUGGAACUGGGAGAAGCUGUGGGCUUGCCAGCGUGUCUUCGAAGGUCACACCCACUAUGUUAUGCAGAUCGUUUUCAACCCCAAGGAUAACAAUACAUUUGCCUCUGCCUCACUGGACCGCACGGUCAAGGUCUGGCAGUUGGGCUCCAAUUUUGCCAACUUUACGCUGGAGGGACACGAAAAGGGUGUCAAUUGUGUCGAUUAUUAUCACGGUGGGGAUAAGCCCUACUUGAUUUCGGGUGCCGAUGACCGCCUGGUCAAGAUCUGGGACUACCAGAACAAGACGUGCGUCCAAACAUUGGAGGGACACGCACAGAAUAUUUCCGCCGUCUGUUUCCAUCCCGAAUUGCCGAUUGUGUUGACGGGCUCCGAGGACGGCACCGUUCGCAUCUGGCAUUCCGGCACGUACCGCCUUGAGACCUGCCUCAACUAUGGUUUCGAACGCGUCUGGACCAUUUCCAGCAUGCGUGGCACCAACAACGUGGCCCUUGGCUAUGACGAGGGCUCCAUUAUCAUCAAGGUGGGACGUGAGGAGCCGGCCAUGUCCAUGGACGUAGUGGGCGGUAAAAUUGUUUGGGCCAAACACUCUGAAAUGCAGCAGGUGAACCUAAAGACAAUUGCCGACGGCACUGAGAUUAAGGAUGGCGAACGUCUGCCCGUUGCCGUCAAGGACAUGGGCGCCUGCGAGAUCUAUCCACAGACAAUUGCCCAUAAUCCCAAUGGACGCUUUGUGGUUGUCUGCGGCGAUGGCGAAUACAUAAUCUAUACAUCGAUGGCUCUGCGCAACAAGGCUUUUGGCUCGGCCCAGGAAUUCGUUUGGGCACUAGAGAGCAACGAGUAUGCCAUACGGGAGAACAAUGGCACUGUGCGACUGUUCCGCAACUUCAAGGAUCGGAAGAGCUUCACUCCCGAGUACGGGGCUGAGAGUAUUUACGGUGGAUACUACUUUGGUGUGAAGACCUCUUCGGGACUGGCCUUCUACGACUGGGAGACCCUGCAGCUGGUGCGUCGCAUCGAAGUGCAGCCAAAGAACGUGUUCUGGAAUGAGAGCGGCAGCCUCGUUUGCUUGGCCACAGACGAUUCCUACUUCAUCCUGGGCGUGGACACAGCCUUAGUGGCAAACGCCGUCGAAACCAAGGAGGGUCUGGAGGAUGAUGGUGUGGAGAGUGCUUUCAAUGUAUUAGGCGAGGUCUCUGAAUCUGUGAAGACGGGACUGUGGGUCGGCGACUGCUUCAUCUAUACGAACUCUGUGAAUCGCAUCAACUAUUAUGUGGGCGGUGAAAUUGUGACCGUGUCGCAUUUGGAUCGCACCAUGUACUUACUGGGCUACGUGCCUAAGGAUAAUCGCUUGUAUUUGGGCGACAAGGAGCUGAAUGUGAUCAGCUUUUGCCUGCAGUUGUCAGUGCUGGAAUACCAGACGGCCGUGAUGCGUCGGGAUUUCGAGCGGGCCGAUCAGGUGCUGCCGACCAUACCCAAAGAGCAUCGCACUCGAGUGGCACAUUUCCUGGAGAAGCAAGGCUUCAAGUCGCAGGCUCUGCAGGUCUCCACCGACGCUGACCACAAGUUCGACCUGGCCUUGCAAAUUGAUGAGCUGGACGUAGCCCUGAAGUUGGCCCGAGAGGCAGAGAACUCGCAAAAAUGGUCACAGCUGGCGGAUGUGGCUGCGCGCAAGAAUAACAUGGCUUUGGUCCAGGAGUGCAUGAGAAAGGCGAAUGACUUCAGUGGAUUACUGCUGCUCUCAACGGCCUCGGGCGAUGCCCAGAUGCUCGAGGAGGUGGAGGCUGUGUCCUCUGUAAUGGCACGUCACAAUGCCUCCUUCCUGGCCGCAUUCCUGCGUUCGGAUGUGCACCGUUGCCUCGAUCUUCUCAUUGAAAACAACCGCUUGCCGGAGGCGGCGUUCUUUGCCCGCACCUAUCUGCCUAGCCAAAUGUCGCGUGUGGUCGGGCUGUGGCGCGAGGAGCUGGGCAAGGUCAACGAAAAGGCUGGUCAAUCGUUGGCCGAUCCAGCUCAGUAUACAAAUCUCUUUCCUGGGCUAACCGAUGCCCUGCGCGUGGAGCAGCAUCUGCAGGAGGAAAGGACACGCAGGGUGCCAGCCCGCUUGGCUGGACAGUUACCCCUGAAUAGCGAGCGCAAUCCCCUCGAGGAACUGAACUUAGCCGAGCGGCAGAGUGGAGGCCAGCCGGAGGAGAAAAUAAAGGCCGGCCCUGUAUCUGCCCAGGUUCCCGUGACCAGCGCCCAGGAAGCAAGCUCUUCCGCCAAUGUUGUGGACGACGACGACGACGACCUGGAUCUGGAAAUUGACGGCAUAACGCUGGAUGAUAACAUUGAUACGGCAGAUGUCAAUCUCGAUGAUGAUUUCUUAAGCGACGAUUAGGUGGGGCAGAGAAGAGGGGAGGAGAGGAGCGCCAGAUUUAGAAAUACUAUAAAAUUCUUCGUUUAUUGCUAGGGGAGUCCCACAUGAGCAUUUCAAGCCACACAAUUCCGCACAUGCAAUCGCAUUUGAUUUGAUUGAAUGCCGUUUCCCGUGCACUACCUAUACAAGAGUAAAAUAAAUAUAUAAUAUGUAUGUACAACAA
Molecule: messenger RNA, 2950 nt
Organism: Drosophila persimilis
Lineage: Eukaryota; Metazoa; Arthropoda; Insecta; Diptera; Drosophilidae
Gene: beta'COP
Product: coatomer subunit beta'
Exons: 4
Coding region: 1-2748 (915 amino acids)
Biological process (GO): intracellular protein transport; endoplasmic reticulum to Golgi vesicle-mediated transport; retrograde vesicle-mediated transport, Golgi to endoplasmic reticulum
Cellular component (GO): COPI vesicle coat
Molecular function (GO): protein binding; structural molecule activity
Source: RefSeq, a predicted model, not a curated record